AUGGUGGUGCAUCCCACCGGACCGGAGUCACCGGACUUGACCAUCCACGACUCCCUCGCCAUAGUCGAGUUCCUCGCCGAGACGCACCCGGAGCUCAAUCUGUGGCCAGAGGACAAGCAGCUGCGGGCCCUGGCGCGCAGCGCUGUGGCCAAGAUGCACUCUGGCUUCACCGCGCUGAGGAACGAGUUCGCGACUAACUUCAUCGCGAGGUAUGAGUUUGCGGGGCGGGUUCCCAUGAGUGAACAAGCGAAGGGCGACUGCGAAAGGAUGGUGAAGUUGUGGGGCGAGUCCCGAGCCGCCACGGUGGAGAGGCUGAAGGCGCUGGGAAAGGAAGAGGGCGACGAAGGCUUUCUCUUUGGAAAGUUCGGAAUCGCUGAUGCAUUCUUCUGGCCAGUUCUGUGGCGCUUCCGCACAUACAACCUCCCCCUUACGGGCAUCUCUGACCAGGGGCUGGAUUGGAUGGAAACGGUAUGGAAGAACCCGAAGUUGAAGAGUAUCGGAAAAGAUUACUUCGCGCAGACCGAGGAUACGGCUACUAAGGUGGAUCAUUACGACGACAUCUUCAGCGGAAACCCGAGUGUGAAGUAUGGAUUCUUUACGGAAGACUGGGAGUUUGAACGCCCAGCUGGUCGAAAAUUGUGA
This is a messenger RNA of Diaporthe citri, 642 nucleotides long. RefSeq lists its product as uncharacterized. The coding region runs from base 1 to 642 and encodes 213 amino acids. The transcript has 2 exons. Lineage: Eukaryota; Fungi; Ascomycota; Sordariomycetes; Diaporthales; Diaporthaceae. The record is from RefSeq and is a predicted model, not a curated record.